Fomitopsis serialis is the source of this 1707-nucleotide messenger RNA. RefSeq lists its product as uncharacterized. The transcript is spliced from 5 exons. The record is from RefSeq and is a predicted model, not a curated record. Bases 1 to 1707 code for a protein of 568 amino acids. NCBI's taxonomy places the organism in Eukaryota, Fungi, Basidiomycota, Agaricomycetes, Polyporales, Fomitopsidaceae.
AUGGAGGGGCCCCAGAGGGAGUUUCGUGACGGUGUAGUCCCAGCUUUACCAGGGCGCGACCGCCUUUCAAGUUGGGCCCAGAGCGAAAAGGUGGUCCCGACCACGCGUCCAGGCUUCCUCAGAGAGGCGCAAUCCCCUCAGGCAGGACCUGCAUCGAGCGCCCCAUCAGGGAUCCACCAUUCCUCAGGUGUCCGAUCUGCAGCUGAACGCCCCACGGCGAAUGCAGGUAACGCUAUUACUGAGGCAGUCGCCCCUCCAGUCCCCAUGCCUGCUCCCAUCACAUCGCCCACCUCGAUCACUACGAAAGACUGGACGCUCUCUGGAUUGCUGGAGAAUAGCAACUUUCAGCUGGUUCAUCGGGUCUCCAUACACGACGAGUUAUGGCCUACAAAGGCCGACGAAGCCGAGCGCCAGGGAAUACCACUCAUUGUUGAAGGUUGGCAUACAGACCCGAGGUGGUGCGGGGCCUUCGACGCGGACCGGCUCGUAGCAAAAGAUGGAGAUACUGUGCUCUCGGCGCGUAACGUUCAGAACUACAAAGACAUAGACAUGACACUCUCCGACUUCGUCGAGCACUCCCGUACGACUUCGCGCUUCACGACAGGAGACCCGCCUCUCUAUGCCAAGGAUGUCGAUUGCCCUCAGGAGUGGAGGGACUGGCUUUACUCUGAUGUAAUCCCGCCAGAACUACAACCAGGCGGAUCCAAAGACCUAUUGGCACAUCUUCCUCAUUCUGAACGAGUUGAGACUAUCAUGUGCUAUUAUGGGAUCGGCGACACCUUCACGCCUUGCCAUAAAGAUCUCUGUGGAUCCACGGGACAUAACCUCAUGUGCCACACAGAGGACGGCAGUUCGUUCUGGUUCAUGACCGCUUCGGAUGUCGCCCCGGAGGUUGCGAAAUAUUUCCAGGAGACGCUGGGGCAAGAGUUGGACUGGGAGAACCAUGCAACGACCAUCGAUGAGCUGAGGGACGCCCCAUUUCCCGUAUACGUCGCGGAGCAAAAACUUGGUGAUUUGUUCAUCAUUCCGCCUAGAAGCUGCCAUCAAGUGGUCAACCAUGGCGGUCUUACAAUGAAGCUGUCGUGGUCAAGAAUAACGGUCAAGGGACUGACGACGGCUUUGUUGUACGAAUUGCCCAUCUACCGACGGGUCUGCCGACCAGAGAUUUAUCGCACUAAGUCAGUCUUGCACCACUCGCUCCGUCACUACACCAAGGAGCUCGAGUCAGUAGCCCAGGUAUCCCCCUCCGAAGCUCGCAGAAUGACCAGAGACACUGCUGUGCUGGACUUAUUGGUGUCGCUCUUUGAUGGCGUGCUUCGCGAAGAGUACGGCGAGCCGGUGGAUAAUGUUGACGACGGAGGCGCAGUUCACAAUGUCCGCUCUCAACCACCGCCAACAUCGCCGUCUUCGCGCUCCCAUGCAGCCAACGAGCAACCAUGUACGUUCGCUUGCGACUUCUGUGGAGCCGAUAUCUUCCAGAGCUACUUCAAGUGCGACUCAUGUUGUCAACAACAAAACCGAGGUGACUGCCUGGUGAUAUGCUCCACUUGCUACGUCGAAGGGCGAACCUGCAAAUGCACCAACAUGGUCCCUACACAACGCUGCAAGACGCAAGAUCUCAUCAACGACCGGAAUAGGGCUGUUCGCAUCCUCCGACAACUGGGCGCAGGCGAAGAUUCGCAUACAGCUGUUCUUACACCGAGGUGA